Molecule: messenger RNA, 5310 nt
Organism: Peromyscus leucopus (white-footed mouse)
Lineage: Eukaryota; Metazoa; Chordata; Mammalia; Rodentia; Cricetidae
Gene: Topbp1
Product: DNA topoisomerase II binding protein 1
Biological process (GO): mitotic G2 DNA damage checkpoint signaling; DNA replication initiation; mitotic DNA replication checkpoint signaling
Source: RefSeq, a predicted model, not a curated record
UGCUGCGUUAGCUGGGUGCUGGGGGCGCCGCCGGGGGCGGGGGCUGCGCGCCGGGCUGGCGCCCGACCCCCGCCGCCGUCCUGCUGGCCGCGCGCCCCCCGACUUGGUGCCCGUGGGCCCUCAGGCUCCCCCGAGUUCAGCAAUGUCCAGAAAUGACCAAGAACCGUUUUUUGUGAAGUUUUUAAAGUCUUCAAACAAUUCAGAAUGUUUUUUUAAAGCUCUUGAGUCAAUAAAGGAAUUACAAUCAGAAGAUUAUCUUCAGAUUAUUACAGAAGAAGAAGCAUUGACGAUAAAGGAGAAUGACAGGUCACUUUAUAUCUGUGACCAUUUCAGUGGGGCUGUUUUUGAUCACCUUAAACAGCUUGGCUGCAGAAUUGUUGGUCCUCAAGUAGUUACAUUUUGUAUGCACCACCAGCAGUGUGUCCCAAGAGCUGAGCAUCCAGUUUACAAUAUGAUUAUGUCCAAUAUAACUGUCUCUUGUACAAGCCUGGAUAGAGACAAAAGGGAAGAAGUUCAUAAAUAUGUACAGAUGAUGGGUGGACGAGUGUACAGAGACCUUAAUGUGUCAGUCACUCACCUCAUUGCAGGAGAAGUUGGGAGCAAAAAAUAUCUAGUUGCUGCUAAUCUGAAGAAACCCAUUUUGCUUCCUUCUUGGAUAAAAACACUUUGGGAGAAGUCACAAGAGAAGAAAAUAACCAGAUACACUGACAUAAACAUGGAAGACUUUAAGUGUCCUAUUUUUCUUGGUUGCAUUAUCUGUGUGACUGGCUUAAAUGGUGUACACAGAAAGACAGUUCAGCAACUCACAGCUAAGCAUGGAGGCCAGUACAUGGGGCAGCUGAAGAUGAAUGAGUGUACACACCUCAUCGUGCAGGAACCGAAAGGACAAAAAUAUGAAUGUGCCAAGAGAUGGAAUGUGCACUGUGUGACCCUGCAGUGGUUUCAUGACAGUAUUGAGAAAGGCUUUUGUCAAGAUGAAUCUAUAUACAAGGCUGGACCCAGAGCAGAAGUAAAGACAGUGCCUGAUACUUCAACUCCCACUGCUCAGAGUAAUGCAGCAGCCGAAAGUCGUACUCUGGCAGAUGUCAGCCAUAUAUCCAACAUAAAUGGCAGCUGUGUAAAUGAAACAAUGUUUGGUUCAACUACUAGCAAACUUGAAUGUACACUUGAAAACUUAGAAAAUCUGGACAUCAGUGUGUUUCAAGCACCUGAGGAUUUGCUAGAUGGCUGUCGGAUAUACCUCUGUGGUUUUAGUGGCAGAAAGCUAGAUAAGCUGAGAAGGCUUAUUAACAGUGGCGGUGGAGUUCGAUUUAAUCAACUUAAUGAAGAUGUAACUCAUGUAAUUGUGGGAGAUUAUGAGGAUGACCUGAGGCAGUUUUGGAGCAAAUCAUCCCACAGGCCUCACGUAGUGGGAGCAAAGUGGUUGCUGGAGUGUUUUAGCAAGGGAUAUAUACUCCCCGAAGAGCCGUAUAUCCACACUAACUACCAGCCAGCUGGGAUUCCGGUUUCAGAUCAGCCUGCACACCAGACAGUUGUCUUAGAAAAGAGCAACACAUUCUCUAAGAAAGAUUUUGCUCCUAAUGAGAAGCUCCAGCAAGCUGAUGAGGAUCUGCUCGCUCAAUAUGUAAAUAAUGACUCCACAGUAGUUGAAGCUAUAGAGCCUGAAGUUGGGCCUUACAGUGAUUCUACUCAAGUUGAGCCCUGUGAUGACUCCACUCACAUUUCUGUGCAAGCGGAAGACCAGUCUUCAGUCAGCCAUUGCCUCCUUGAUGGCUCUGCAGUUCCUGAGGAAGGCUUAUUUAGCCAAAAGAGCUUCUUGGUUUUGGGUUUUAGUAUUGAAAAUGAACGUAACAUUUUAAACAUCAUAAGAGAACAUGCUGGAAAGAUUGUGUCCCUUCCCAGCAGAAUUGUUGCUGACUAUGCUGUGGUUCCGCUGCUGGGGUGUGAAGUAGAAGCAGCUGUGGGAGACGUUGUUACAAACACAUGGCUGGUUACGUGUAUAGAGUACCAGACACUAGUUGAUCCCAAGUCGAAUCCCCUCUUCACACCAGUGUCGGUAAUGUCGGGAAUGACUCCUUUAAAGGACUGUGUGAUUUCUUUCAGUCAGUGUGUUGGAGCAGAAAGAGAUUCCUUGGUAUUCUUAGCAAGUCACCUUGGAGCAAGUGUUCAAGAAUUCUUUGUUCGAAAAUCCAGCGCAAAGAAAGGCAUGCUCGCCAGUACACAUCUUAUAGUGAAAGAACCGAUUGGUUCUAAAUACGAAGCUGCAAAGAAGUGGAGUUUGCCGGCAGUCACUAUUUCAUGGCUCUUAGAAACUGCUAGAAUGGGGAAGAGAGCGGAUGAAAGCCAUUUUCUGGUUGACAGUGCACCUAAACAAGAACAAGUAUUAGAAACUAAGCUACCAAAUGUAAUGAAUCCAAAUCCAGACUCUCCAGGACAUCCCGACACACAUCUAGAAAUGCACAGAAAAAUGGCUGUUACACCUUUGGACAUGAACCGCUUUCAGAGUAAAGCUUUCCAGGCUGUUAUAUCUCAGCACUGUAAGCAGGACUCAGUCUCUUCGGCACUUAAGAAGCCGCUUAAGAAGGAACCCUCCUUACACCUGGACACACCAUCAAAGUUUCUGUCUAAGGACAAACUUUUCAAGCCAUCUUUUGAUGUGACGGAUGCACUUGCAGCCUUGGAGACCCCAAGAGCUGCCACCCAGAAGAGGAAACUGAGUUCACCACUCUCUGAAGUCAUCGUCAGAAACUUGAAAGUUGCCUUGGCAAAUAGUUCCCGAAACACCAGCACUCUUUCUGCCAGCCCUCAGCCGAAGGGUGACGACCAUUUGGAGGAGGUAGAGACUCCACAGCCACUUGACAAAGUUGUGGUGUGUGUGAGUAAAAAGCUCAGUAAGAAACAGAGUGAACUAAAUGGGGUCGCAGCCUCACUGGGAGCAGAGUAUAGGUGGAGUUUUGAUGAGUCAGUGACUCAUUUCAUUUAUCAGGGUCGGACAAAUGAUAGUAAUCGAGAAUAUAAAUCUGCAAAAGAAAGAGGGGUGCAUAUUGUUUCCGAGCAUUGGCUUUUAGAGUGUGCUCAAGAGUAUAAGCAUCUUCCUGAAUCUCUGUAUCCACACACUUACAAUCCCAAAAUGAGCCUGGACAUCAGUACGGUGCAAGGUGGCCGGCUCUGUACUAGCCGGGUACCCUCAGCUGUCUCUGCUUCCAAGGACGAUGAGCCAGAUCAUUUGUCUGUAGAAGAAAAUGAGACAAACAACGUGGCCACGAAUAACGAAGAAUCGGCACUGUUGAAUGGGGAUGGAAGAAUUGACUGUAAAGGAGUUCUGACACAGACCUUGGAGAUGAGAGAAAACUUCCAGAAGCAGUUGCAAGAGAUCAUGUCAGCAACCUGCAUCGUGAAGACGCAGGCACAGAAGACUAGCCUGUCAAGAAGCAGUUGUAACAGUGCUUCUUCAACUCCUGACAGUGCUCGCUCUGCUCGGAGUGGCCGGAGUCGAGUCCUGGAGGCACUCAGGCAGUCUCGACAGAUAGUGCCUGACAUCAACACAGAACCCUCCCAGAACGAGCAGAUUAUUUGGGAUGACCCAACAGCAAGGGAGGAGAGAGCAAGGCUGGCCAGCAACUUGCAGUGGCCUAGCUACCCCACACAGUAUUCUGAGCUUCAGGUUGACAUUAAAAAACUGGAUGAUUCUCCUCCUCCUCGAGAGCCUGUGUACCAUUCAGAAAUUGCUGAGCAGGCCUUGUGUGUGACUGAAGCUCCAGAACACCCAGUGUCUGAAGAACCAGAAACUCCAGCAGCAGAUAGGCGGCCUCUCUUCCCCGGGCCUGAGCCCCCCAGCAUUGCUUUUCCCCUGCCCAAGGCACCUGGGCCUCCACAGCCUGCAGACAAGAUUGAAACAAUGGAGGAGAGUCAAGAAAAACUUAAAAAACAGUAUGUAUUCCAGAUGUCAUCACUGAAUUCUCAAGAGAGGAUUGAUUACUGUCACCUGAUUAAAAAACUAGGUGGAUCAGUGAUUGAGAAGCAGUGCUCAGACCCCAACUGCACACACAUGGUUGUGGGGUACCCAUUGCGCAAUGAGAAGUACUUGGCCUCCAUGGCAGCUGGCAAGUGGGUGCUUCAUCGCUCCUACCUGGAAGCUUGCAGGACAGCUGGGUGCUUUGUGCAGGAAGAAGACUAUGAAUGGGGAAGUAGCUCCAUACUUGAUGCUCUCACAGACGUCACUGAGCACCAGCAAAAACUAGCACUUGCAGCAAUGAGGUGGAGGAAAAGAAUCCAGCAGAGACAAGAAUCAGGCAUUGUUGAGGGAGCAUUUAGUGGCUGGAAGGUUAUUUUACGUGUUGAUCGGCCCCGAGAAGCCGGGUUUAAGCGUCUUCUUCAGGCAGGAGGAGCAGAGGUGCUACCUGGUCAUCCAGUUCCUUUAUUUAAUGAGGCCACACAUCUUUUUUGUGACUUCAAUAAACUGAAGCCUGAUGACUGCAGAGUUUUCAUGGCAGAGGCUGCUGCCCAGAACAUGGCCUGCUUGAAAACAGAAUAUAUCGCUGAUUAUCUCAUGCUGGAAUCGCCUCCUUGUGCAGAUAAUUACCGACUCUCAGAAGCUGCUUUACUCCAGAAUAAAGAGUCUGGGCCUGGAUUAUCCCAGAAGAGGAGGGCUCCUGCAGAGAAUGUCAUCAAAAGGUCUCGAGUUCACUAGCGGUUUAGCCACCAAACAACAAAUGUUUUCUAGUCUUAGAAAAGGUUAUAGGCUGAUGAUAGUGUGCUUGCCUAGAAUGCAUGAGGCCCUGGGUUUGAUCCCCAGCAACACAAAAUGAGAAUUUCAGUUACAACCUGAACAUUGUUGUGAUGGGUUUGUGUAGUAGUUUAAAGACAUAUCUGAAGGACUUUGCUUCAGAACAUAAUGGAUCCUGGGAACUUGAUGCUUUUAACACCUUUUGAAUCACUGAAUAUUGACUGUUCUAAUAAAAAGAACUUCACUAGCUUGUCAGGCCAAACUGAGUGCAUAAUUUUUCUUGUAAAUAUCUGAGGCUGUCAUGGUAGUUUUAACAUGGAUUUUUUUUUUGGUUUCGAAAUGUCUUAGUUCAUAAAAGUGACAAAAGUUAUCAAUUGGGGUUAUUUCACAUUUCCCCUGAUUUCUUUUAUAUAUAUAUAUAUUCUUGCCAUUUUACCUCUUUUUAACAGCCUAAGCAUGGGGUUUAAUAAUGAAGCUGGGGCUUUAAACUUAAAUGUGUAUAUAUGUAAAUGUGUAUGUAUAAACUUCUAUGUUUACCAAAUGUGAGCACCAAAACUUAGAAAAUAAAAAAAUAGCAACUCACA